This is a messenger RNA of Drosophila ficusphila, 2910 nucleotides long. It is a transcript of the gene Vha100-3, whose product is annotated as V-type proton ATPase 116 kDa subunit a1. Gene Ontology annotation, cellular component: plasma membrane; vacuolar proton-transporting V-type ATPase, V0 domain; vacuolar proton-transporting V-type ATPase complex. The record is from RefSeq and is a predicted model, not a curated record. The transcript has a single exon. NCBI's taxonomy places the organism in Eukaryota, Metazoa, Arthropoda, Insecta, Diptera, Drosophilidae. Gene Ontology annotation, molecular function: ATPase binding; proton-transporting ATPase activity, rotational mechanism. Gene Ontology annotation, biological process: proton transmembrane transport; vacuolar acidification. The coding region runs from base 137 to 2854 and encodes 905 amino acids.
AUAAACUAAAUAUUUUAUUUGUUUACAAAUUAUCAAGAAUUUUUAAACAAAGCCAGUCGAAAAAGUACUCACAUUCGUAGCUCUUACAUUUAUACUACUGAUUAUUUGAUCCUACAAUUACAAGACCUUCAGCACAAUGAAAAAGAAAAGGGAGCCGAAGGUGAAGUCCUUCUUCCGCAGCGAGGACAUGGAGCUCUGUCAACUGCUCCUCCACACGGACAAUGCCUUCGAUUGCCUCAUUGAGUUGGGUCACCAUGGAUCGGCGCAAUUCAACAAUGUCUACGAUGAGGAUCGCCUGCUGAACAAUUUGUAUUCAAAGAAGGUGAAUAUGUGCUACGAAUACCUGCGACUGGUGGAGAACCUGCACCACCAGAUCGUUCAGCUGCAUGUGAAUGAGGUUUUCUACCCGGAUGUGGAUCGCGAGGAUCGUCUGAAGGAAAAGGAUUUGGCCAAGUAUGGGGAUCGGUUGAAAAGGAUUCAUGUGGAGGCAAGUUCCGUAACGGAGCACUAUUACAAAUUGGACAGUCGCAGAUAUCGCAUGAUGGAGCACAGUUUCGCCAUUACCAAGGCCAACAAAUAUAUGACCUCGGACAUGGGGAGUGAACUUUUAUAUUCGGAGAGCACAAUUAUGGGUUUGGUUCAGGAUGCCUCUACCAACACGGGAACUCAUCCGUCGCAACUCACCUACAUGAUCGGUUGCAUUCGAGCGGAUAAGUUCUACAGCUUCGAGUUGUUACUAUAUAGAUUGUGUUCCUUCAACCUGAUCAUUCGAUUUGCCGAAAUGCCAACUCCGGUCUACGAAUUUCACUAUGGCCAGAAGCCCGAGAAAGUGCGCAAGUUCGCAAUCCUCAUGAUGGCCAGUUCCGCGCUGCUCUGGCCAAAAGUCUUGAAGAUCUGCGGGCACUAUCAUGUGAAUAUAUAUGACUGCCCAAAGUCGGCUAGUUUGCGGGAGGAAAAGGUGAAGGAACUAAGCCAGGAGAUCGUGAAUGUGGAGAAGGUUCUCAAGGAGGCCGAAUUAAUGCGACGCCAGAUCCUCGAGAUCGCUGGUCAGGAUUUGUUUAUUGUGCGGGUGAAUCUCCGCAAGGCUCUUAAAGUUUACGAUCUGAUGAAUCGCCUGAGAUUGGUGGGUGGAGUGGAAGUUCCCCGAUAUCUAUUGGCUGAAGUGUAUAUACCGACUGCGGAUGUUCCGGAAGUGAGGGAAAUCCUGGCCAAUGCCUCCAGAUUGAGUGGGGGUGCAGACAAGGCGGAGGAAAAUGCCGAGAUGACCGAUGCAUGGGAUGCAGACGAUAGGAAGAAAUCGGAAGAUGCGGAAAGGAACUCCAGAAGGCGCAGUUCGGAUUUAAAACCGGAUGACGACAUGGCUUCUCGUGCGAUUUUGCUGAAGAAAACCCGGUUGGUCAACCACAUGCCACCAACGUACUUUCGGCUGAAUAAGUUCACCCGGGGGUUCCAGAACCUGAUAGACGCCUAUGGAGUUGCCGACUACAAGGAGUUGAAUCCCGCUCCCUACACCAUUAUCACAUUCCCAUUUCUUUUUGCCGUGAUGUUUGGCGACUUGGGACAUGGCAUCCUCUUAAUUUUGUUUUCAUGGCUCAUGAUUUGGAAGCACAGGGCGAUUGAGAAGUACCAGAUCGCCUCGACCUCGGAGAACGAGAUCCUGAACAUCCUCUUCGCCGGUCGGUAUAUAAUCCUGCUGAUGGGGAUUUUCUCCGUCUACAUGGGAGUAGUUUACAACAUCGUCAUGUCGAGGGGCAUGAAUUUAUUUGGUUCGAGCUGGAGUUGUCGGUAUAACGCGACCACUGUGGAGGAUCACUUGAGUCUGGUGACCUUCGAUGCCUCGAACCCAAACUUUUACAGCGGCCAUCCGUAUCCCAUUGGCAUGGAUCCCAUAUGGGCAGUUUGUGGCCAGGACUCCAUCACCACCACCAAUUCGCUGAAGAUGAAACUUGCCAUUGUUUUGGGUAUUUCGCAAAUGAUGUUUGGACUCGGACUGGCGGCAGCCAAUUGUAUUCUGCUGAAGAGGAAGGCGGAUCUCUUUUUGGUGGUGGUGCCACAGAUGGUGUUCAUGACCUGCUUGUUCUGCUACCUCGUCUUCCUGAUCUUCUACAAGUGGCUCGCCUUCGGGGGCCACAAGGAGGCGCCCUACAACUCGGCUUGUGCUCCCUCUGUUCUGAUCAUCUUCAUCAACAUGAUGCUCCUGAAGUCGGAAGCACCGCCGGAGAAUUGUAUGGCGGACAUGUAUCCCGCCGAGCGGUUGGUGGAGUACGUCCUGGUUGCUUUGGCCCUUUGCACGAUUCCCAUUCUGCUGGCUGGAAAGCCACUAUAUCUCCUGCGACGCCGGAAGCAAAUUGAAAAGGCAAGGGCGCUGAAGGACUUCAAGCGGAAUCGACGGCAGACGAUCAAGGAGAUGCGAUCUGACUUGCGAUACAACGAGGAUGAUGUCAGUGAGCGGAGCGUCGACAACGAGGAGGAGUACGAAAUGUCGGAGGUUUGGAUCCAUUCGGGUAUCCACACCAUCGAAACGGUUCUGGGUUCGGUUUCCCAUACGGCUUCGUAUCUCCGACUUUGGGCUCUCUCAUUGGCUCACGACCAGCUGUCGGAUGUCCUGUGGCACAUGGUCCUCAACAAGGGGUUCUCCAACAACUUGCCACUCUACUACUCCGUUCCCAUGCUCAUGGCCUCCUUUUUCGCCUGGGCCAUCCUCACAGUGGCCAUUUUGGUGAUGAUGGAGGGGCUGAGUGCCUUUCUGCACACCCUGCGUCUCCAUUGGGUGGAGUUCCAGUCCAAGUUCUUCGGCGGAGCAGGGGAGUCCUUCAAGGCAUUCAGCUUUCCCGCCUCCAACCAAAGGAGCUAAUUUAAUUCUCGGUUUUUUGUUACUUUCUAAAUAUAAAUUUUUGGUUCUUCAUGUAA